AUGCCUCCCAAGCCAGGCAUAGGUCAGAAGGCGCUGAUCACAGAGCGGUUGGGUGCGUUCUGGGAGGGGAGGUGGCGGGAGCUGUUCGAUUCUGCCAUGGUGGCGGCGCGGCGAGCAGUUUGCCCACUUUCCUACACUUGCUCUGACCAGGACCCGGAUGCCAUCCGCCUGUCACGGAGCCGAUCUCGGUGCAAAGUGGGGGAGUGGAGCCGUGGAUUGGCCUGCCUUACAGCAGGGGAGUUGGCUCGACCGUCUGAGGUCAUGGUCCCCGAGCGGGCUCGGCCGUGGCUCGCCGCAUCCAACCUAGUCGCGCUUUCCAAGCUUAACGGCGACGUCCGGCCGAUGGCGAUCGGGGAGGUGCUUCCUCAUAUCCUUGCUCGAGCUCUCUGCAUCUCGCUCCGCCCUGCAAUGGUUUCCUACUUCCUGCCGUGCAACCAGCUGGGAGCGGGCACCAGUGUCGGGGCGGAGAUUCUCACUCACUCUUUCCGGUCAGCGCUGGCCACUCACCCGACUGGAGCGUUGGAGUGGGUGGGGCUGGAGGUGCUGGCGCACAAGUGCCGGUUUUGGGAGCGCGAGGGCAAGGAGGUGGAGUGGGCACUGCCAUUGGGGAUGCACCGGGUGGAUGAGGGUCUUACUGUGGUGGGCGCGCCUAUUGGAGAGGAGGUUUGGGAGGUGGUCUGGCUACGGGAGCGGCUUCGACAGUUGCACGCGCCACUGCCAUGGCUCCCCUUGCUCGACCACCCCCAGAUGGCUUCACACCUCCUCGCCAUUGCAGUUUCAGCGCGGCCGAUGUACCUCGCCCGGACUAUGCCGCCGCGUCCCGAGGCGCGGCAGCGGCAGUUAGCUGUAGAGGAGCUCCAGGCACUGCGCCGCUUGGCUCGUGACGAUGCCACCUUGGCCCGUUUCACAUCCCUUCAGGGCCCGGGGGCAGGUGCAUGGGUUUCGGCGGUUCCGGCUCACUCAGAUCUCACAUUCACUGCAGCUGAGUGGGGCAUUGCUGCUGCUAUACGGCUCUGCCUCCCAAUCCAGCAGCUGCAGGUGGCGGGGAGGUGUGUUUGUGUGGCGGCAAGGGAGUGGGAGCGCCGCAAAACGAGUGACUACGCGCCUCUGCUUGCACGCAACCGGGGCGUGCAGUUCACCCCUUUGAUAGUUGAGACGUGGGGGUGUAUCGGCGGUCGUUUUCAGUGGUGGCUUCGUCAGCAGGGAGUUGCGCACGUGGGACUAGCUGUGUCGCAGGGGGCUUGUCGAGAGGACGACUCUGUGUUUUCGGCUUAUCUUUUAGGGUCACUGAAGGCGCUCAUCGGGGUGGCGUUACAACGGGCGCAAGCCCGUGUCAUCCUGCUUCGAGCAGCGUCUUCCAUGGGGGGGAUUAACGUAGAUUUGGUGGAUCGGGAGAGGGACGAUGUCGAUGUGGAAGGCGGGGCUCUCUGGGUGGAGGCCACGUACAUGGUCGAUACGUUGAUGUGA
Messenger RNA from Closterium sp. NIES-65, 1467 nucleotides. NCBI's taxonomy places the organism in Eukaryota, Viridiplantae, Streptophyta, Zygnematophyceae, Desmidiales, Closteriaceae. The record is from the annotation of a GenBank genome assembly.